GUGAUUCACUUUUGUGGCACAACAUUGAAGGGAGGGGAAAUGGAUGCGCGUCUGAAGAGAUCAGAAGCUUUGCUGAGAUUGUUGGCAGCGAUGUUUGCAGUGGCAACAGCAGUUGUUGUGGCCACAAACAGGGAGACUGAAUAUAUGAUCAUUCAAAAACGGGCUACCAUGAAAGACUUGAAUUGUCUUGAGGUACUUGUGAUGGUGGAGUCAAUUGCUGCUGGGUAUCAAAUGGUACAACUCCUCAAAUGCAUCCUUUCUUGGAAUUCCACUUCCUGCUGUACCCGUCUUGCUUGGCUUACUCUCUCAUUCGACCAGGUCGUGGUGUACGGCUGUCUUGGCGCGGUGGCGGCCGCAAUCCAAGGCUCAUACUUUGCUAAGUUUGGUGCACGCGAGCUUCAAUGGUCCAAGCUUUGCAACAUUUACCAGAGAUUUUGCUUGCACAUAACAUACAGUUUAAUCACUGGCCUUUGUUCUGCUUUGGCCAUGGCCGUGGUCUCAGCAAUGUCGGCUUUCAACCUCUUCAGCCAUUUCUCACCAACUCGCCCUCUCUCUCUCAAAAGAGUACACAAAUAAUGGAAAUAAUUUCCUCUCCCUCUCUAGGGUAAUCAGGACUAGAAACAACUAGUUCCAUGUGUACGUCGGUGAAACUUCAAUAAAAGCGAAGAUUGGGAAUUGAACAUAUGUUUAUUUUUCUUAAUUUUUUGGAAAAUUUAUGUUUUAAGAGAAAUUCGAUUUGAGCUACAUUAUUGGUACUUGUGUUUGAUGUUAUGAAGGAAAUAUGGCCCUUGAUCUAGACAGGACAUUGGGAUGGAUGGCCCAGAUUGGUAUUGAUAUUAUUGCCUUGUAAAGAUAUUGUUCUAGCAGUUGUAGGAAA
Amborella trichopoda is the source of this 877-nucleotide messenger RNA. RefSeq names its product CASP-like protein 2C1. NCBI's taxonomy places the organism in Eukaryota, Viridiplantae, Streptophyta, Magnoliopsida, Amborellales, Amborellaceae. The record is from RefSeq and is a predicted model, not a curated record.